CAGUCAUGUUACUGGUCCUGAUGUCACUUCUCCACCAACACAGAAAAGGAGGAGGGCGGAGGGGACCAAAAAUAGCGGGUUAAUGUGGUCCGACGCCCAGGAGCGCAGCACUGGUGCUGUCAGAGCCGAGCGCCAAAGUGCCACAGGUGACGAAGGCUGCGAGGAUGGAAGUCUCCGGGCGUCCCAGCCGCGUAAAGCCUGCCCGCUCGGCGCACGGUGCCGCGUAAAAAGAAAAGGACCGUCAGGCAUGGGACGCGCUGAAGAAGCCGAUGGCUGCGAUCUUCGCCGCGCAUUUUACGCACAAGCGAGGUGAAGACGGCGUCGAGGCGCUGAGAAAAAGCACAAAUCUGCACAUUUUUUGACGUUAAAGACUCACCGAAAAGAAGAAAGCGAACAGGAAGCACAUCGUCAUGAACUCCGAGGGUGGAUCGUCCGGGCUGGCCAAGUCCGCCGCGGUCAAGCUGUCCGAGAUGGGCGCCCGCACCAAGCAGCUGGGCACCGCCAUGAGAGACCCGCACCAGCAGAGGCGCAUCAUCCUGGUGAUCGUGUGCGUGGCUCUGCUCCUGGACAACAUGCUCUACAUGGUCAUCGUCCCCAUCAUCCCGGACUACCUGGCCGACCUGGAGAGCGAGCAAGCGGAGCACGUCCACGUCGUCCUGCACCCCAACACCACUGCGGGCAACAGCAGCGGCGGCCACGACGCAAGCAACAAGAACAACCUGGACAUCCAGAUCGGGGUUCUGUUCGCGUCCAAAGCCAUCCUGCAGCUCCUCGUCAACCCCCUCAGCGGGACUUUCAUAGACCGGGUCGGUUACGAUAUCCCGCUUCUGAUCGGACUCACGGUCAUGUUUCUGUCCACUUGCAUAUUCGCUUUCGGGGAGAACUACGCCACGCUGUUCGCCGCCAGAAGCCUGCAGGGUCUCGGUUCUGCGUUCGCGGACACGUCCGGUAUCGCAAUGAUCGCCGAUAAGUACACGGAGGAGGCGGAGAGGAGCCGGGCGUUGGGAAUCGCGCUCGCUUUCAUCUCGUUCGGGAGCCUGGCGGCGCCUCCGUUCGGCGGGGUGCUCUACGAGUUCGCGGGCAAGCGGGUUCCCUUUCUGGUGCUCGCCGUCAUCUGCCUGGUGGACGGCUUCCUGUUCCUCACCCUCAUCCGGCCGUUCUCCAACAGGACUCGAGAGAACAUGCCGGUGGGCACCCCUAUCUACCGGCUCAUGAUCGACCCCUACAUCGCGGUCGUGGCCGGCGCCCUGACGGUGUGCAACAUCCCGCUCGCCUUCCUGGAGCCCACCAUCUCCAACUGGAUGGAGACCACCAUGCACGCGACUCAGUGGCAGAUGGGUCUCACUUGGCUCCCCGCCUUCUUCCCUCACGUGUUCGGCGUCUACAUCACCGUCAAGCUGGCCGCGCGUCACCCGAACCUGCAGUGGUUCUACGGCGCCCUGGGGAUGGUCAUCAUCGGCGCCAGUUCGUGCAUGGUGCCGGCGUGCAAGACCUUCGAGGAGCUCAUCGUCCCGCUCUGCGGCAUCUGCUUCGGCAUCGCGUUGGUGGACACGGCGCUGCUGCCCACGCUGGCCUUCCUGGUGGACGUGCGCCACGUGUCCGUGUACGGGAGCGUGUACGCCAUCGCGGACAUCUCGUACUCCGUGGCCUACGCCAUGGGCCCCGUGGUGGCCGGCCAGAUCGUACACAACCUGGGCUUCGUGCAGCUCAACCUGGGCAUGGGUCUCGUCAACGUCCUGUACGCGCCGGCGCUGCUGCUGCUGCGCAACGUGUGCCAAAUGAGACCCUCCUUCUCGGAGAGGGACACCCUGCUGGACGAGGCCCCGCAGGGGCUGUACGACACCAUCCGCAUGGAGGAGCGGGCGGCCGGGAAGAAGGGCUACAGCUCGGCGGGGAACUGCCUGCCGGUGGACGAGAACGGCUUCGACGCCUUCAAGGCGCAGCGGUCCCAGUCGGAGGAGUCGUCCGGCCCGGACUUCACUUGAAGCGGACGCGAGUCGCUGAAGACGCCCACUGGCCCCCCCGUCCCGGGGUGAACAUCAACAAGUUAAAUUGCAAUACAAAACACUCAAUCAUAAAAAUCACUUAUGUGUCAACUUUGUUUUGAUCUCGGUUGUGGUUUUAUCGUGUCCAGUCGAUGUCGGUCAGGCGUGUUUGUGUCUAUAAAUUAUUAAAUUAUUAUUAAAUGAUUGUGUCUUAUUGUCAUGUACAAAUAAUCAAUGUGGGACCAACUAUAAAGAGCACACAAAACAAGCCUAUAUUUUUAGUCUUCCGGAGAAAUCAACUAUUUUUACUCAUUAAAAAAAAAGGCCAAUUUGAGUAUUUGUUGGUGGAAUCAUUUCAUUUUUAACAAGAAAAAAAUAAUAAAAAAAAGGCCUAGCCGUGUUGUCAUAUUUUCUGCCUGUUUGUAAUGAAAUUGUAAUGAAAUGCAUCAUCAGCACAAGCGGGUUUGUACAUAUGUGGAUAGCACAAACGUGCACAAUGUAGACAAAUGAAUCAAGCGUGGACCACUGAAAAGUGCGAGUGAGUGUGUGAUUAUUGAUAAAUAUAUGUGUUCAUUUAUCGACUGUGGGUUUAAUAAAUCUGUUUGAA
Molecule: messenger RNA, 2592 nt
Organism: Doryrhamphus excisus (bluestripe pipefish)
Lineage: Eukaryota; Metazoa; Chordata; Actinopteri; Syngnathiformes; Syngnathidae
Gene: slc18a3b
Product: solute carrier family 18 member 3b
Biological process (GO): chemical synaptic transmission; transmembrane transport
Cellular component (GO): AP-2 adaptor complex; terminal bouton; AP-1 adaptor complex
Molecular function (GO): acetylcholine transmembrane transporter activity
Source: RefSeq, a predicted model, not a curated record